AUGGCAUCACCGAAUCACUCAGCCAUGCUGAGGCUUAGGGGACGGGCUGCUACAAUUAAUUGGGCUGGUGCUCCUGGCUAUUUCGUCAUAGACACGGCGUUGUCGCAAGGAGCUCUCCUGUUUUCUGAUGCUAGAUCCGGAAUUAAACACCUGACGCUGAAUGACGACGGCGACACUUAUUUGACAGUUUCCAAGGAGCGAACGAUUGAUGAGUCGUCCGAGCCCCAUGACUCCAAUCUGAACCACGGAAUAGGACUACCACCAAAUGGUGGUUUCCUUUAUGCCUCGACGGCUGACAGAGUCUAUGCCUGGUUCUAUGAUGUCAUAGAAGGCAUUGCUGGUGACUCCAACAGAACCAUCGUCAUCAAUAUGCACAACACUGACCAUACGACGCGCACGCUGUUGCUGCCCAAUACAAACACCGAUAUCCUAUUAGUAUCAAGGGGCAGCGUGGCUGAUACCGACGGAGAUGCUGCCAGAGAAUGCACUGGUCACUCUCAAUUUUGCGCAUUCGAUAUCGGGAGCCUUGGUGAAAACUCAUAACCGUUCAACUUUACGACUCAAGGCACUGUACCGGGGCAGGGGCUGCGAAAUUCUGUCGGAGUUGCAAAGGAGCCCAUCACUAGUGGCAUUGGGACCGUCGAGAAUACGGCUUUCCAGUUGAAGAGAAACUGCGUCGAC
Messenger RNA from Colletotrichum navitas, 681 nucleotides. RefSeq lists its product as uncharacterized. The record is from RefSeq and is a predicted model, not a curated record. Bases 1 to 543 code for a protein of 180 amino acids. The transcript is spliced from 3 exons. NCBI's taxonomy places the organism in Eukaryota, Fungi, Ascomycota, Sordariomycetes, Glomerellales, Glomerellaceae.